GGUCGGGCCGGCGCGGGGUCUGACCCUCGUGUUCCGGAUGUUUGGAAUGGCCACGUACACGGUGGACCCGCUGCUGUCCCAGCCGGCGCAGCCCAUGGGGUUCUGCCCCCGCGAUUCGGCCCCGCCCUCGUCGCCGACGCCGAGGCUCCCCCGGCUCCCGCCUCCCGCACCUGUGUCCCGAUGGCCACCGGGGCUCCCCACCUUGGAGGCCUCCGCCUGCACCUACGAUAAAUGGAUGAUGCCACAAUUCAAGUGCUACUGGAAGGUGGUGAGCCCACAGACAAGGGUUGCCCUGGCUUUUGGACCUGUCGCCGCCGGAAGGUACGGGAUGGACAUGACCUUAUGGGAAGGACUCCAAGGGAGGGGAGACCUCUACAGGACGCUGCUUAGAGAAGGGACUACAGCUCUUCUCAACUCGUAUAAUAGCGUAGGGUUCUUCUACCCCACACUUGGUGUGAUAGACCGCAUGAACCGGGCCUUGCUUGGGUCUUCUCGGCAGGCUCUCACUACGGCAUUAAGGUUCAGAAGGGCCAACUCAGGUGCAUUUGGUCCUGGAAACGUUACCUGCAACUUUGACCCAUGUUCCUAA
Messenger RNA from Elaeis guineensis (African oil palm), 589 nucleotides. The record is from RefSeq and is a predicted model, not a curated record. Lineage: Eukaryota; Viridiplantae; Streptophyta; Magnoliopsida; Arecales; Arecaceae.